This is a messenger RNA of Lates calcarifer (barramundi perch), 4046 nucleotides long. RefSeq names its product MORN repeat containing 4 (gene morn4). The transcript is spliced from 5 exons. The record is from RefSeq and is a predicted model, not a curated record. NCBI's taxonomy places the organism in Eukaryota, Metazoa, Chordata, Actinopteri, Centropomidae. Bases 1051 to 1491 code for a protein of 146 amino acids.
UUGUAAUAAACAGUAUGUUCAGCAGCAGGACUGUAAUCCUUCAUAGUAGAGUAUACAGCACCAUAGACCAUUGGGGAUAUAUUUGAGAUGUAGUUAACUUGUAUACUUAAUGUACUUACAUGCUAUCAGCUCUGUGAGGCAGUACUUGGGCACUGUAGAGCAUUAUACCUGCUUAAGCAGGUAUUAUGUUUACCACGGCCAUCAUCUUAGUUUAGCAUGCUAGCAUGGUAACACUUGCUAAUUAGUACUAAACACAGUGCAAGUACAGCUGAGACUGAAGGGAAUAUUAGUUUUGAAGAUAUUUAGAAGACAUCUGCAAGCGUAGGACCAACAGACCAAUAAACCAUGCCACCAGCAUGGCUAAAUAUCCCCCAGCCCAAGCCCUUACAGUGGGUUAUGUACUGUUCUGCUAGCUCCUACUGAUGAUAUCUCUUUAGCUAUGCUAUUACAAAAUUAUAGUUUAGCUUCAACUCCCAUCCUCCGGCCCCACACAGAUGUACACAAUUCAAUGAGCUUUAAAGCUUAAAUCAACAACUGCCCUUUAAUUACUUGUUUUGUGAAGCCACUCACACUAACUAACGUUAGACGGUAGAGAAGUUUAUUAGUCUCUCGUCGUACAUGAAAACUCGCACAGCAGUAGGGUCUCAACCACUUCCUCAAUGCAGUAAUGCGCGCCCACGGGAGGUGUUAAGAAGGAAAACAAGUAAUCUAAAUGUUAACUGAAAACAUCUACCACGGGCAUAUGUCGCCCUCCCCCCAUCCAAAAUACAGUAUCAUCAUACGGGGACGCGCAGGGCUUUUUGGCCGACGCAACGCCUAGUGACACUCCCUUUAAAACAAGCACGGGUGCCCUUUAAACAAACUAACCUUACGCCAGUAGAUAACUAAAGUCUACAGUUCGAAUUUAGGAACAAUAAAAACAGAAAGGAAACCCAAGAAAUAGCAUAACACUGUCACAAACUGCAACAUUUAACCAACUGGUCUGGCUGGCUACCGUGAGUAGGAAACAGUGGAGGACAAAAAGUCGCUCGGAGAUGCCCCAAGAGUGUCAUGACUCUGACCAGAGGAUCUUUCACCUAUGCCAGUGGGGAGGAGUACCAUGGCGAGUGGAAAGAAGGUCGGAGGCAUGGUGUUGGUCAGCUCAAGUUUCAGGAUGGAACCUGCUACACUGGCCAGUUUGAGAAUGGACUCUUCCACGGCUCUGGUGUACUGCUCUUCACAGAUGGAUCAAGGUAUGAAGGAGAAUUUGCACACGGAAAGUUUCAAGGGACAGGAGUCUUCAGUCGAUAUGAUGGCAUGAAGUUUGAAGGGGAAUUCAAAGACGGACGUGUUGAGGGAUAUGGGCUAUUGACUUUCCCAGAUGGAGCUCAUGGUGUCCCACGAAAUGAGGGCUUGUUUCAAAACCACAAGCUGCAGAAGAGAGAGAAGUGCCCCGGGGUGGUGCAGCGUGCGCAGGCUUCAGCCUCUAACGCUCGCAGUCUGGCACUUUGACCGUCAUGGACCCUGAUGGAGACACGGUCAGGGUUCCAGCACCUUUCAAGAGGGCCUCAGGGAUGUGUACUUGUAUACUCCCCUCCAGCUCUUCUCUCUGUGUUUUUCUCUCUUUUUCCACCAUCACUUUCUUUUCUCUUUUUCUGCAUCUUCCUUGCUUCGCUUGGAAUGCACAUACAGUUUGACCAAACAAUGGCUCUCUGUAUGACUGACUUGAAAUGCACAACACCAUGAAGCACACCUUUAACUUCACAAGUCACGGAAAUAGCAAAUGCUGCUGUUUCUCUCAUGUUCUGUUUCUUGUACUCAGUGUCUUAGUGCUUUAAAACAGUUAGCUUUCAUACAACAAAAAAAUGAAUAUGGGAGACCUCUUCUUCUUACCAUGUUAUUGCACAUCUGGUAAUUUAAAGAGGUUUUUUCUCCUGCAUUAGGAGGAGGUUUAAAGUAAGGUAUGUCAAAGACUUUAGUUAGUAAUUAGAUAACAUCACUUAAAAAAUGCUGCAAGCCAUUACAACAGAGCACCCUGUGGAGUUUUUGACCGGUGGAGCAAUGUUUUCACUAAUGGGUUCCCAUUAUGUUUUUAUAAUGUACGGGCAUGAGGGUGCACAUGCACGUGCACAAGCAUGUGGGCAACACUACACACGUUCUUGCCGAUGAUACACAGUGUUCUGCUUAUGGACAGUUGGUGGUGGUAAGGAACAAAGAAACGUAGCAAUGCGCCCACAAAGCCAGUGAAGAAGACUGCAAGCUAGGAAACAUGAAUCUGAACAAUGCAAUCAAAUAUUUAACAAAAUUGGCUUUACCAAUGUUUUAAUCGGGAGGAAAUACAUUCAACAUAUUUGUUAGGUCUCGAAGAUAUAAACAAUGUGUUUUGGUGAGGAACAGUGAAUGUAAACAGAACUUUUGUUUGUUUACAAAUACACUCCACAGGGCCCCUUUAAAAUCUCAUCUCAAUGAACAGUGCUGCUGCAAACUUUAUUAUUCAAGGAAUGCAUUUAGUCGCUGGUGUUUCUCCUUUUAGAGGAUCAGUGUUCACAUUUGCCUUAAAAACAAUAAUAAUGGUGUAAGAGUAUAGUUCAAGGGUGUCCAUCUGAAAAUCAGAUGACGCACAUUUCCCUCUCCUUCCCUUCUCCUCUGCAUCAUUCGCCCUAAGGUGUCUGUCAGCCUAAUGAAUUUGAGAUUGCCUUCAGUCCGAGAGAUACGUUGCUAAGCUGGUGCUGAGUUUCACCUCCCAUCACUUGUAAGUCCAGCAGCUCUCCUCUCUCCAAUAAACCUCCCACUCCCUGUGGAAAUCUUUGCAGAGGAGAUUUAACUCACUUGAAUAAUUCUCUCAUUUUCCCCUGUCUAACCUGAAUACUCUGAGGACUGGACAUCCUCAAAUUAAUAAUCAUAAUCAAAUGCAUUAGCUUAGGGACAUAUAUCCUAAUUGAGGCAGCUGAAUGAAAGAAUUUAUAAAUCAGACAUGUAUUUAAGAGUAUGUAAUUCUAAUGUAUGUGUUUUUCUGUGAGGUGUAUAGAUAUUAAUUGUCAUUGAUUGUAUUUGUUCUGACCUUUCAAACAAAUUAAGAGCAAAAGGUUUUGAUUGGUCAGGUAGAAAAUGGUGUCACUGAGUUAUUUAAGACAGUGUGGUUGAGUAUUUUGAGGUGUUAAAAAUGUAUUAACAGUUCAUGCCAAUCAUAGGUACUCUAUGAUUACAGAUGAAUUCAGUGCAUUUUAACUGUUCAUAGGCCUUACAAAGCAUUUGUAAAUGUGGCUUGUCUAGGGUUGCUUACACAGCACUUCAACCAAAGACAAUCAAAUGAUAUUAAAGGUGAGGAAGCCUGGAACAUGUGUUAUUACUUACAGCUGAACAAUAAAGACAAAUCAAUAUGGACACAUCCACCUGGGGCUUUAGUGCGAAAGGACCUAAGAUUAAACAGGGAACUGAUAUGAGAUUCUGUUGUAAAUAUUCCUGAAGUCUCUAGCCUGGAUUAUUUGCAGUUGCCGAUUUUCAUUGUUGUUAUAUUCUAUGAUGGAAAAAAAAAAAUCAAUACUCUUGCUUGCUUUGAAUACCCCCUUCAGUACAGCAGUGUGCUACAAAGCACAAUCGGAAAGAAUUAAGAUGACAGAAAAGCAGACCGGUGCAUGCGUCAAUACUGCUAUCUACAAGCACACAAUAAUACUUUAAUGUUUGCUGUAUGUGAAAAGUUUAUGCUGUAUUUCAAAUCAUGUAAUAGUAUUUUUCCUUUCCACUAUGUCAGAGACAGCACCUGCUCAAGCCUUCUUUGCCUACACACUCCUGCCUGAAUGGAACUGAAUACAAUGGAAUAUCACAUCCAUUUCCAACUGGAAACAAAUGGUGCUUUAAAAGCGUGCCUGUCCAGACUUUCACCUGCCUGGAAAAUAUCAUUGCCAUGGUUACCUUUUUUUCAGUAACAAUAUAAUGUUGCUUUGAGUGCUCUUAGAGAAAACUACUGCACAGUAUCCUCUCAUUCUCCUGGAAUAGCUCUGAAUAUGUAUCACUUAGGUGGUAAACAGUUGAUGUGUUUAAUAAAGCCUUGUGUUGAAAAAUAAAAA